AUGGCAAAAUUCAUCCAUCCCCCGUUUCUAGCUGUAUCGGUUAUGCUCGUCUGCCUCUCAAUGCUUCCUCCCGCAUUCGCCGCUGGGCCGGUGCGCAUCGCUCGCACGCUACAGGCUCAAGACCGCGAGCAGGUGGGCGGCGCCGCGGCGUCGUCCGCCAUUCCCAUUCAAUACCGCGGUGGACCCGUGAUGAGCGGCGAGACGCUGAACGUGUACUUAAUCUACUAUGGCUUCUGGCCCGCGGGAAUCGGGCAGGAUUUGAUCGAGAAUUUCAUUCAAUCGCUGAGCCUAGGAAGCUCCGAUGAGCAGGGGGGACCCGGGGAUCCGAAACAAACUUCGCCCAACGGAAAGCCCUGGCUCGACGCGAUGGUUUCGGCGAUCGCUCACGAGAUCGCGGAAGUUGCGACGAAUCCUGAUGCUCGGAGCGGCUGGUUCGAUGCUCACCAGAGGGAAGGCGCUGAUAAGUGCAGCUACCACUACGGAGUUACGCAAACAACUAAGAAUGAAAAGGGCGAGGAUUCAGAGUACAAUCUGGUGGGGCUCAACAACAUGAAGUUUCUGGUGCAGCAGAACUGGGAUCUCUCGACCUGGUCCUGGGCGGAGAAAAUGGACAGAGCGGGAGAAAUUAGCGAUUCGCUUCCCCCGCCCGUCGCCUUCGCUUUCUCCGCCCGCCCUCGCGUUCCACGCCCGCCGCCCUCGCUUUCCCCGCCUACCACCCUCGCCUCGCGGGUCGCAAUCGCCGCCUCGCCGCCCGUCGCCCUCGCUUCCUCCGCCCGUCGACCUUGCUUUCCCCCUCUCGUCGAUCUCGUUUUCCCCCUCCAGUCGACUUGCUUUCCCUCUCCCGUCGACUUUGCUUUCCCCCUCCCGUCGACCUUGCUUUCCCCCUCCCGUCGACCUUGCUUUCCCCCUCCCGUCGACCUUGCUUUCCCCCUCCUGUCGACCUUGCUUUCCCCCUCCCGUCGCCCUCGUUUCUCCUCCCCAUCACUCGCCCAGUCGACCUCUCCUCCCUGUCCUGUCGCCGCGUCAACAUCGCUCUCAUUCCCGCGGCCAACAGUUCGUCGAGCUUCCAUCUUAUUCGCCCUCUCUUCCUUUCCCUGUCGCCCAUGCCCAUUCCCCUCUCCCGCGCCGACGCCCUGGUUUUUCAACCCGCCCUAG
This is a messenger RNA of Closterium sp. Naga37s-1, 1155 nucleotides long. The record is from the annotation of a GenBank genome assembly. NCBI's taxonomy places the organism in Eukaryota, Viridiplantae, Streptophyta, Zygnematophyceae, Desmidiales, Closteriaceae.